Molecule: messenger RNA, 2805 nt
Organism: Dictyostelium discoideum AX4
Lineage: Eukaryota; Evosea; Eumycetozoa; Dictyosteliales; Dictyosteliaceae
Gene: tgrA5
Product: immunoglobulin E-set domain-containing protein
Exons: 2
Coding region: 1-2805 (934 amino acids)
Cellular component (GO): membrane
Source: RefSeq, a predicted model, not a curated record
AUGAAGAAUCUAAUAUUUUUUAAUAUAUUAAUUUCAAUUUUUAUAAUUGGGAUAAAUUGCCAGUUAGAUCCAAUAAUUAUUAAAGGAUCAAAUUUUACAAAAGAUUCAAUAACUUAUAUAUUUGAUAAAAAUAGUAAUUAUUUUUCAAAAUGGGAAUUUACAGAUGUAGAUUUACCAUUUUCUUGUACAAAUAAUACAGUUAUUAGAACUUGUGUUGGUUCUGUUAAUGAAACAAUAGUUAAGAAAUUUAAAGGUCAAAUUUUAAAUUGUAUUACAAGUACAAACGGAGCAUCUGAAUGUAAUUCAUUUUUGUGGAAAGAUUAUUAUCCACAACCAAUAAUAGAUGGUGAAUUUAAACCACCUACUAAAGGUGGUUAUGUUAAUAUUCAAGGAUAUUAUUUAGUUUUUGGUAUUACAAAAUUUACUAUCCUUCCUUCAACAAAGGUGCCAAUUAUUGGUGAUCUUGAAUCUUCAACAAUUGAUAUUACAAACUUAACUCUUGAUUAUAAAGGAGGUUGUGGUCCUAGAACAUUCACUUGGCCAAAUAAUUUCAACUAUACAUUUAAUCAUCAAAAACCAAACAUUUCAAGUGUUUCAUCAAGUGAUACUAAAAUAAUUGCAAAUGGAUCAAACUUUUGUAACAUUAUAGAUUAUGUAACAAUUUUCAUAGAGGGUAUCAAAAUUGAUAAAUCUAAUAUAACUCUAAUUGAUCAUGAAAUUUUUGAAAUAGCAUACAUCCAACCAUAUAGUAAAUCAGUAUCAUUGCAUAUAAUAUCUGGUGGCUUAGGAUCCAAUCAUGUUUCAUUUGAUUAUAAACCAAUUUUAAACAGUGCCAAUAGUGUUUCAAAAAAGUAUGGUGGUCUAAUAACAAUAACAGGUUCAAGACUAUCUCCACCACCAUCAUUGCUAGCCAAUUCGACUAUACUUGUUAAAAUUGGUACAUAUGAUUGUAAAAAUGUAACAUUUAUAAAUCAACAAUUAAUUUGUAGAAUUGAUCCUAUUAUUAAUAAUGGUGAUUCAGUUAAUUUACCUAUCAAAUUAACCAUUAAUUCAAUUUCAAAUGAAAAUAAAUUACUAUUCUCAUUUGAUCAACCUAUUAUAACAAACAUAAUAAUUAUACAAGGUGAAGUGAAACUAUCUGGUAAUUUCUUUGGUACAAAUGAAACUACUCAAAUAUUUAUUGAUGAUGUUCAACAAACUAAUUUAAAAAUUCUUGUUAAUGAAAAUCAAACUUCAAUUUUAUUUAAACCAAAUCAAAUAACAAAAUCAAAAAUAAAUGUAGUUGUAAAUGGUUUAAAAUCAAACAUUGCUGAAAUAACCUCUCCAUUUUAUUCGAUACAAAAUCCAGCAUCUCCAUCUGUAAAUGGUCAAAUUGUAAAUUUCACACUUUAUAAUAUAAAUCCAUUAAAUUAUAAUUCAACACCAAUAAUUACACUACAAUCUGAUAAUAGUAAAAUCACUGGUAUUGAUUUAAAAAACUCUACUGAUUUCUCAAAACAUACAUAUUCAUUUACAAUUCCAAAAGGGUGUGGUAGAAAUGGAUUUUUGAUAUCAAUUGGUAAUGAUACAAUUCAUUCAGAAUUUAAUUACAAUUUACCAAUUGUUAAUAAUUGUUCAAUUGGAAAUAAUCAAAUGAUUGAAUGUGUUGGUCAAUAUCAAGAUUUUAUUGAUUUAUAUAAAAGUGGUAAAAUUAAGAUUAUUUUUUCAAAUUCAAUAAUUGUUGAUAAUGUUGCAAAUAUAUCAAUCAAAUUUACAAAUUCAUUAAUUUCAUUCCCAUUGAAACCAGAGUAUGGAUCUAGUGAAUUUAAACUUGAAGUUUGUAAUGAAUUCACAGUACCAUUAAAAGUUGAUAUCUCACCAAGUGUUGACUAUUUUCAAACAAAUCCAAUUUUUAAUUCAACAGGUGGCUCAAUUUUAAUUAUUGGUAAAAACUUUGUAAAAGAAACAAUUGAAAAUUCUCACCUUCAUUGUGUUACCAAUAAUUUAGAUUAUAAUUGUACAUUUAUAAAUUUCUCAACAAUUUCUUGCCAAAUGAAUAUUAAUGGCCCAAAUGAUCAAUAUUUGGAAGUUGUAUUUAAUAAUAAACAUGAAAAUAUCUCAAUUAAAUUUUACCCACCAUUAGUUUUAAAUACUACAAUUUCAAAAUCAACUGGUUUAGUAAUAAUUACAGGAAAUGAAUUUUAUAAACAAAUUGAUUAUAUUUCAAUUGGAUAUUAUAAUUGUUCAAAUAUUUCAUUUAUAAAUUCAUCAUGUAUAACUUGUUUAGUUGAACAACAAACAAAUUUAAUAAUUGAUAAAUUAUUAUUUGUAAAUGUAAUAAUUAAUGGUAAAAGUGGUGGAAAGGAAUUAACAAUAUAUAAUCAUGAUUUAUUAUUUUCAAAUAAUAAUAAUAAUAAUUAUAAUAAUAAUAGUAUUGGUGGUGAAAAUAAUAAUUCUAAAAUUUCGAAAAAUGUUCAAAAAGGUUUUAUUGAAAAGAAUGGUUGGGUAAUAGCAAUAAUUGUAAUAGGUGUAAUUUUAGUUGUUGGAUUAGUAUUAAAUAUUAAAUUUAAAUUGUAUAGUAAAACUUCAAGAAUUUUAUUAAAAAAUAGAAUAAAGAAAAAUUUUAAAAAGAAUAAACCUACAAAGAAAUCAAAGAAUGGUAAUUCAAUAAAUCAAUCAAAUGAUAAUAUAUUACAUUCAUCAAUUGAUUCAAUGUCAUCACCUCCAUUACCUCCACCACAAUCAAGAUUACAACCAUCAAUUUCACCAAUCAAUAGUAUUGAUGAUUUUGAUAGUAAAUCAAUAUAUGCUGAUCAAUUAGUUUAA